Molecule: messenger RNA, 1917 nt
Organism: Cladophialophora psammophila CBS 110553
Lineage: Eukaryota; Fungi; Ascomycota; Eurotiomycetes; Chaetothyriales; Herpotrichiellaceae
Exons: 2
Coding region: 1-1917 (638 amino acids)
Biological process (GO): SNARE complex assembly
Cellular component (GO): endosome; lytic vacuole
Molecular function (GO): SNARE binding
Source: RefSeq, a predicted model, not a curated record
AUGGCUGAUCGUGGAGAUGAUCCCGUCGUCCAGUCGAGAGUCCAGGGGCGGCCAUUCCUGUAUUCAUGGAACCGACGCCUGCGUCAUCUACACGGAAUCUCUUUGCGAAAUAUCCAUGUAACCUCAAGCAGCCCUAAGCUGCAGGGCAAGACGACUACCGACGAUGACGCCCCCUACAAUCUUGUUACCUCAACCAAGCGCGUGUUGCAGGAACACUCCAAUCCGUCGCAUCUAACCCACUCGCGUUCAUUCACAAACCUCCCCACCGCAAUCGACCAGGCUGCAAUGGCCGGCGGGCCCCAGAGGGCUGCCACUUCCUUCGAGAGAAAUGAGACAGGACAAGCCAGGCCUGGCGGAGCGAGACUCCGCAGAAGAAGCACCCUACACUGGGCAACAACGAGUCCCCGUGUCCGUCAGUCGACGCUGGAAGAUAUGGUUGUCAAGCGCCUAGCCGAUACAUGGGUGUCAGUUCAUUGUCCAGGCAUCCCCGAACCUGUGUACAUCAGCGAGAUCAUAGAAAAAUCCAUGAAUCCGAGCUUUGCAUUCUUCGAUUUGGACAGCAGCGGGCCGCGAAUAUCAAGAUCGGACGAGUGUACCAUUCGAAUUUGGGCCAGGCCCUCCAAGACAGAAGACUAUUGCCUGCUUGUUGAAUUGAACCUGAACCUACGGUCUUUGCAAUUCAUUGGACGAAGCCUGGAGAACUUCCAUCACCCGUUGCCUCAAAAUUGCAUCUUGCUACAUCUGUCUGAUGGAAUCUACACCAGCUUCACAGAUUUACCUGCUGAGCCCCAUCCCACCGUCGAGCAUUCAGUUGAUCACAGAGCCGGCACCAGCAAACCGGGCUCUACGUUCGACGCCCUCAUGCAGCUCGCGAAUUUAGAUGAGUGUAUCCAGGAUGCUGUCAAUGUACGCUCGCAACUUGAGGAGGACAUCAACAGAGUCCUUGCGGAGGCACGCGUUCUCACGGUAGAUGACGAAGAAGAACCCGAAAUCGAUAACGACAACCCUUUGGCAAAGGCGGCGUUGGCGGCAGAGCAAAAACAACUCAGGCAGUUAAAGAAACGGCGAGAAGAAUUGCAGGAAUCUCUGGAACAGCGGAGAUGUGCUCUUGCCGUGGGGCGUGAUGCCGAAUUCAGAUGCAGGACUUUGGUCGAAGGAAGAGCAAAGGAGUCCAAAGAGCUCGAAACUCGGCUUGAACAGAUUGCAAGAGAUUCCAAUGGACAGAUUAGACGAAUAUGCGAGUCGCUCCUUGCAAUCUUCCCCAUCGAACCGCUCAAGAAUCGGACACUUCAAUUCACCAUCCGCGGCAUCCACCUGCCCAAUUCGGUUUACAACGACACAAACCGAGAUGAGAUUGCCGCAGCUCUUGGUUAUACUGCGCAAUUGGUGCAUCAGUUGGCGCUCUACCUGUCCGUUCCUUUACCAUACCCAAUUGAGCCAUAUGGGUCAGCUUCGUACAUCUCUGAUGUGAUAUCAAUCGGGCUCAGCCAACGAAGAUACCCUCUGCAUCCGACCACCGUCCCAUACAAGUUUGAAUAUGGAGUCUUCCUGCUGAACAAGGAUAUUGAGUUUCUUAUGAACCGACGAGGUCUGAGGGUUCUUGAUAUUCGGCACACGCUUCCGAAUCUCAAGUACCUACUUUACGUAUUGACUGCAGGUCCAGGAGACAUGCCAUCGCGGAAAGCUGGUGGUGUUAGAGGAUUAAUGAGCGGUCGCGUGACACCAGAAAUACUACGACGAGCUAGCGAAGACAGUGUCCGGAGUCUGCCGCUACCGCUGAAACCAGAAUCCGAUAACAUGAAGACUGACGGGACUGUCGUUGGCAGCAGAGAAAAAGAUGCCGAUCCCUUUGUAACAACAUCACCGGCGGUGGGCCUGCCAUACCGACAAGGCUUCUCUGGAACAAGGAACAGAUGA